CAACAGGCGUCCGAGUCUACUUCUGCUUUCGUCUGCAAUUGUUUCUUCUCUCCUUUUCUUUCUCCACUGGUGCUUCCUCUCACAAUUAUUAUGCUUUAAUUUCCCUUACGCUCCGCUUUCCAGCGGUUCCUGUUCUGCUUCCUGCGGCAACGCUCGUUUCGCUUUUGUGUUCUGCUUCUGCUUACAACCCGAAGCUUCCUUCGCUGGGCCCCCGGGGGGUUUUAUGUCGACCAUGAGCGACUCCACAACCUCGACACCUCGCCCUGAAACCGAACCGUCUGGCCCAAAGUACUAUGCCCCUAAGAACAAGAACUGUCCCUACUGCGGUCAAGCCUUUACCUCCUCCUCGCUCGGCCGUCAUCUUGACCUAUACAUAAAGCCCAAGAACGCCAAGCCACCUGACGGUAUACAUAAUGUAGAUGAGAUUCGGAAGCUACGAGGAGGCAUAACAAGGCGGCAAGUGAGGAAUUCUUCUUCCGGCGUCUGGUCCAGGCAAGAGGACUCGGCUCCCGCCACAGCAGCGCCCACACCUCAGGAAUCGGCCAGAGACGAGGGUUCGCCCAUCACAGCCGAAUCACCGUCCCAUACCCUUGGUCCGAAUGAGAAGGUCCGUACCAGAUUCAAUGAGCUGAAUUGGCAAGCCACUGGCUUGAUCAACAAUCUUGCCCCGCGUCCCACUAUCAAUACUGUGCCCGAAAGACGUCGAGAGGUUUCAAGACACGUCCAGCAAAAGACGGAAUUCGAGCAGCGACAAAAGCUCUCCGAGGAAUGGGAGAAUGGCAAAGCGGCAGAGCUUGCUCUGAAAGAGCUGCUGCAGAAUGUCCGUGACGCAAGCAUGCGAAGUGGAAAUUUUAGCCUCUUCGAAUUCGACUUCUGUUCGCUCAACUUCCCUGGUCUGUGUCUACAUAUGUUGAAAACUCCUCCGACCCUCUUCUCCAGCACACCUUUUACUGCAGACGACACUUGGUCCGUACAACCACCUGGGCAAAGGCACCACGAGACUCUACAAAAGCUAGCACGCGACCGCAUAGUCAGCUAUCAACGUCAGCAUUUACUGGGACAAUCAACGCAAACUGCACCAAACACCCCGGCGUCUGCUUCACCCCUGACCACACCUCCAAUCCUUGAUGUAGAGUGUCAGAAAGUCAAAACGCAUUUGACUGCUGCCUGGACACAUUGGAAGAAAUUGACCGAGAAACAGAAGCAGGAAGCUUGGCAGUUGGAGCUGUUAAGGUUCUCUGCUCGCGCUCAAGAGUCCCAGAGAGACCUGCAAACGAAAUUGGAGGUUGCACAGCAGGAAAUAGACGAGUUGAAGAGGAAUUGCCCGCCUACAACCGCGGACAAGGCAAAUCCGGCCAUGCCACGCAUUUCCGCAAACAUGGCCAAGGAACUGAGGAAACAAUAUGGACAGCAUGUUGACUCAAUGAGCUUGGACUACGAUCGACUACUCGAAAAGUGGCGGUAUGUGGUCCGUGAGAACCGGAGCAAGUCGAAUGGAAUGCAAGCGCAACGAUCCUUAUCAACAUCAUCUGUCCCACAGCUCGGGCCUGUAAGGAUACCUAAAGGUAGAUCCACCAAUAACUCAUCGGUGCAGGUGAGCCCAACCACAGGACCAGUAUCUACGAGCAACUCUUCCACUAGCUUGUCCAAAACCUCAUCACGAUCCAUCAUCCCCUCGAUAUCUACCACGGCAACGUCAGACAGCGUGAUGGAUGACGAUGCGAACAACGACUUUGACGGUGAGGGGGAUGACGAGGAUGCGGAAGGUGAUGUCGACGUUGAGGAUAUGUCAAACUUGACGCAAAACAAUCCCCCGCAGAACCACCACCAGGCACAUAGUCACCAGUCUCAGGGCCAUCACAGCCAACAUCAUCACCAUCAUAAUCAACAACAACAGCAGCAGCAGCAGCAGCAACAGCAACAGCAACAGCAACAGCAGCAGAACCAAAAUCACAAUCACCAUCAGCAAGUAUUCUGGGAUGCAGGUUCCUUAUCACGCCGAAGUAGCCACCACAGCUUGGCGCAGCACCACCAGCAACACAUGAUGAGCAACCAGGCAUCACCUCUCAGUAUGAUGCCUAUGGAAGGGCUCGAGGCACACGCAGAUGGCUAUUUGGGCCGCGGAAUGGCCAUGAGCAUUAAUACUUUAGGAGACACGUUCCAGGGUUAGACGGUGUCCAGCUGAUAUUAUAAACAAAAGUUUUGGAAAUUCUACACUUUAGAGGGCAUCGCCAUCUAGCGAAAUUCGGGAUAUAGGGUGGCAAUAAUGCCACAGCCCUUUGUGGGCACGUUGUUUUAUACCUCGCCGUCAACGGCCAAAUUAGAAGUUGUUACUUUGUAAAAUCCGUGUUAUUGAAGCUGAUGGUGGUACUCUUUGUAGUACAGGCAUGGGCCGUAUGCAACCCUAAUUACGGC
Messenger RNA from Pseudovirgaria hyperparasitica, 2415 nucleotides. RefSeq lists its product as uncharacterized. The transcript has 2 exons. The record is from RefSeq and is a predicted model, not a curated record. Bases 224 to 2170 code for a protein of 648 amino acids. NCBI's taxonomy places the organism in Eukaryota, Fungi, Ascomycota, Dothideomycetes, Acrospermales, Acrospermaceae.